Molecule: messenger RNA, 1757 nt
Organism: Pecten maximus
Lineage: Eukaryota; Metazoa; Mollusca; Bivalvia; Pectinida; Pectinidae
Product: innexin unc-9-like
Exons: 2
Coding region: 37-1206 (389 amino acids)
Source: RefSeq, a predicted model, not a curated record
GUCUAUGGUAUAGGAGUGCUGCUUUUGCCGAGAGACAUGGGAACAUAUGAGGAUGCGUGUACGGCCAUCGACCGUGAAAAAAGCAACAGAGAAAAUAACAACAUCGGUGAAUUUUUCAUCCAGCAUCUGAACAGUGGUUAUUGCUCAUUUUUGUUCGUGCUUACUGCAAUAGUGGUGGUCGCUAAGGAUGUGUUCGGUGAGAAGAUUAAAUGUUGGUGUCCAGCUACAUUUACAGAUAAACAGGUAGACUACACAAAUAACUAUUGUUAUAUCAGAAAUACGUAUUAUGUUUCACCUGGACGAACAAUUCCACGCUACGGCGAAGACAGGCAGGAAUACGAGAUUACAUACUAUCCGUGGGUUCCGGUCAUUCUUCUGUCGCAAUGUGUGUUAUUUGUCAUCCCGAAAUGGACAUGGAUGGAGCUACAAACAUGUGCAAGUUUUAGUUUCAUAUCUAGACUAACAAAGAGCCAGAGUAGUUUGAGCACUGAUGAACAGUCAAAAAUUGCUCAUAUUAUGCACAGAUGGAUACAAAUCCGCGUUCUCAAGAAGAAACCAGGGAUUCGGGUACAAAGAAACACGCACAGCUUUGAAUUAUCACGGGAAAGCUAUCUUGCAAAGGCUUACGCAAUAUGUUGUUUGUUAUACGUCAUGAAUUCUCUCGGACAAAUGUAUUUACUAGACAGAGUUUUAGGAAAUAAAUUCCUAACUCUGGGAACUGAUGUUUUAUUUCAAAACAAUCCUGAAGAAAACGGACCAGGGAUGGUACGGUUUCCAACAGUGACAUUUUGUGAUGCUGAUAUCCGGCGAAUGACUAAUGUCAAAACAUACACUGUGCAGUGCUCACUCCCAAACAAUUUGUUCAACGAACAGAUUUUCUUGUGGGUGUGGUUUUUAUUGGUCUUCCUCUCGAUCAUCAACUUCCUAAGUUUACUUGACAAUUUUACCAUUUUCAUCAGAGGACGCAGGAGGGUGCUUAUCAGGAGGCUUCUAGUAUUCGGGGAAAAUCAGACGAAUUCUUCCCAAGAUGUCGGAAAUGAUAGAAAAUUAUUUGAUGAAUUCUUAGACCACUAUCUUGGUGUGGACGGAGUUUUUGUGAUAUCGGUAAUACGUUAUCAACUUGGAGCGGUAUAUACAAGCGUAUUAGUGGAAAAUCUCUGGAACAUCUUUAACGACCAUAAAAACAAUGACGAGAAAACGAACUGAUUCUCUCGGAGGUGUAAUCAGUCGUCAGUAUUGUGGGAUCUUUGCCAAUUUCAUUCUCUGUGGGAUAUUUUGAGAGUCUUCUAGACUUCCAUGGUGUAUCAUGGAGUUCUGUAUUUAUGUAAUCUCGUCCACGACCACUGCAACUAAAUUCUGAUGAAAGUUUUCAUGUUAUCAUUUGGUUUUCUCAUUAUCACUGAUUCCUUCAAUUUGCCAGGUGUUGUUUCUCUGCAUCCAUAUAUAAUCAUUUUGGGACGAAACGUCUUUCAACACUUUAGCGGGAUAUUUUCAAAUGUCUUUGCCAUUGGUCGUAUAGGGUUCAAUCAUAGUGGGCUCUUAACAUAUCACGCUAGCAUCCGCUUUCGGCCCACGCUAUCCGAAGGGUUAAUGGUUGUGCUUUUCAAGUACUAUUUAUAUAAGCCAUAUUGUAUCUGAUUGUAAUUCUAGUAUUGUUUAUAUAUCAUGAUUGUAUUUGUAUUCUUUGUGUUUUUACAAAGGGCUGAUUGCCUCGAAAAUAAGACAUUUUUUUCAUUGUCCACACUGUUGGAAUGACU